AUGUCUACCACUCGCGAGUUCGACCCCAACUUCACUCCCUAUGUGAUCAAUUCCAUGGGCCCCAAGACCCCCGAGCGCACCCGCGUGCUCCUGGGCUCCCUGAUCAAGCACAUCCACGAGUUCGCUCGCGAGGUCGAGCUGACGCCCGCCGAGUGGAUGCUCGGCGUUGAAUUCAUCAACUCCAUCGGAAAGAUCAGCACUCCCAUUCGCAACGAGUGCCACCGAAUCUGCGACGUCAUCGGUCUGGAGUCUCUGGUCGACGAAAUCGCCAACAAGAUCGUCACUGAAGAUGGCGUCUCCCCCACCUCCAACGUCAUCCUCGGCCCCUUCUGGUCUCCCAACGCCCCCUUCCGCGCCCUCGGCGACUCCAUCAUCCAAGACCCCAACCCCAACGGCCAAGUCACCUUCAUGCACGGUGUGCUGAAGGACAUGGAGACCGGUGCGCCCAUCGAAGGCGCCGUCCUCGACAUCUGGCAGGCCUCGGCCAACGGCCAGUACGACUUCCAGGACCCCACGCAGACCGAAAACAACCUGCGCGGCAAGUUCCGCUCCAACGAGAAGGGCGAGUUCUGGUGGUACUGCUACCACCCCACCCCCUACUCGCUGCCCACCGACGGCCCCGCCGGUGUGCUCCUGAACCUGAUGGACCGUUCGCCCAUGCGCCCCGCCCACAUCCAUCUGAUGAUCACCCACCCCAACUACGCCACUGUCAUCAACCAGAUCUACCCCAGUGACGACCCCCACCUUGACAUCGACUCGGUGUUCGCCGUCAAGGACGAUCUCGUCGUGGACUUCAAGCCCAAGAAGGACGACCCCAAGGCUUCGUUGGACCUCGAGUACAACGUCAACAUGGCGCUCAAGAAGCACCACCCCAACCCCAACUCGGCGCCCCCCGUCUCUUCGUUCGAGCGGUUCAACAAGGCUGGUGGCCAGAAGCUAUAG
Aspergillus melleus is the source of this 942-nucleotide messenger RNA. Its product is annotated as putative catechol dioxygenase. NCBI's taxonomy places the organism in Eukaryota, Fungi, Ascomycota, Eurotiomycetes, Eurotiales, Aspergillaceae. Gene Ontology annotation, molecular function: ferric iron binding; catechol 1,2-dioxygenase activity. The coding region runs from base 1 to 942 and encodes 313 amino acids. The record is from RefSeq and is a predicted model, not a curated record. The transcript has 2 exons. Gene Ontology annotation, biological process: catechol-containing compound metabolic process.